UCAUGUUGGUGGCACUGGGCAUGGCUGGCCGGCAGGAAUGAUCGUUGUAGAAAUGGUGGGAUUUGUAUAAGAAGGUGAAGCGAAGUUUUGUAUUGUAAUAUAUACAUUGUGUAAAUCACUUGCCUGUAUUUAAAAUGGAAUUUAUUGUGGCUAAUGUUGAUAAUAUGAAAUUUGAUAUAGAGGUGGCAUUAGAAGAACAAUAUGGAGCCUUACCAUUACCUUUUGCCGGAAUGGAUAAAUCGAUAGCAGCAGUAUGUGAAUUUUAUCCAAAAGGUAGCUGUCAGAAAGGAGCAGCUUGCCCUUUUCGUCAUGUCCGUGGUGACAGAACAAUUGUCUGUAAGCACUGGCUUCGUGGCUUGUGCAAAAAGGGUGAUCAGUGUGAAUUUCUGCAUGAAUAUGACAUGAGCAAAAUGCCAGAGUGUUACUUCUACUCCCGAUUCAAUGCGUGUCACAAUAAGGAAUGUCCUUUCCUUCAUAUUGACCCAGAAAGUAAGAUAAAGGAUUGCCCCUGGUAUGACAGAGGUUUCUGUCGGCAUGGGCCAAAUUGUCGUCAUCGCCAUGUGAGGCGUGUUUUGUGUAUGAAUUAUGUUGCUGGACUUUGUAUAGAGGGACCAGAAUGCAAAUUUAUGCAUCCAAGGUUUGAGCUACCAGCGACAGAUGUUCAGCAGAAAGAUGGAAAGAAGUUGAUUAUCACAUGUCACUACUGUGGGGAGACUGGUCACAAGGCAAUGUACUGUAACAAAAUGCCUCCAGAAAUGAAGGAAGCGCAGUCCAAACAGGAGGACUUCAGGGUAAAGAACUUGAUGUAUGUUCCCAAAGAAGGAACAAGUCCAGAAGAAAAUACUGUCAAACCACCUCAGAAGCCAUUAGAAGAAGUGACUUGCUUUAAGUGUGGUUGUAAGGGACACUAUGCCAAUAAGUGCCCAAAGGGACAUUUAGCUUUCUUAAGUCAAAGUCAGAAUCCACUGCCUUCAGGAAACUUUAGGCGGAGUUGAGAGAGAACUUGACUUUCCUAGGAGUGGAAGUGUUGAUUUCUGAAAUAUUUUAGAUGGACAGUUCAGCAUAGCUAUUUUUUUCAGAUAAGCAUAAAUAAACACAUGUAUAUGCUAAGGCGACUGGUACCAUAGAACUAGGAACAUAUUCACCAUUGAACUUUACAUCUUUAAAUUAAAGAACAGAGUAUGUAUGCUUUUUUACAUGUGAAUAAAUUUUAUAAUUUAUUA
Cryptotermes secundus is the source of this 1223-nucleotide messenger RNA. It is a transcript of the gene Clp, whose product is annotated as cleavage and polyadenylation specificity factor subunit 4. The transcript has 5 exons. The record is from RefSeq and is a predicted model, not a curated record. Lineage: Eukaryota; Metazoa; Arthropoda; Insecta; Blattodea; Kalotermitidae. Bases 135 to 995 code for a protein of 286 amino acids. Gene Ontology annotation, molecular function: RNA binding; zinc ion binding.